CUGCCGUGACAAAGCAAAGCUCACGGGCACAUGACGAGCUCUGCUGCAAUUCAGUAAAUACACAACAGAAUUGAUAGUUUAAAAAGUGAUACCAUGAUGUGCAUUUCCCCCAUGUUCUUUAUUUUGGGUUUGCUUCUUUCUUACAGUUUAUGUGAAUCAUGCAUGCUGCUCUUGGUUUAGCCUAACUUUUUCUCAUUUGGGUUUGUUUGUUUCUGUUUCCUCGUGGGGACAGGUGGCUUGAAUGCGAUGCAGUACGAUGCUGACUGAUUCCAUUUGGCCUGCCCCUGCCUCUUCAACAAUGGCUUAUAUAUAUUAUAAUCUCUCUCAUAAAUUUCUGCUGUUCUUGUAAUAAGUUCUCUUGCCUUUCCACUUGAGCAGAGUCUAGAAACGACUAUCGUAUUUCAAAGAAGCCAAAGCAUAAAAACAGAGGAAGCAGAGCUCAGAGGUGGGAAGAAGAUCAAGAACAAGAAAGAAUAGCUAGAAAUGGAGCUUAGCCCAAGAUCCAAGAUCAACAAAAAGGGGGCGGGGAAUCACUCGGCGCUGCUCUGCUGCAAGCUCUUCAUCUCAGAGUCGCGAAACUCGGCGAUCCUGGACGCCAUCGAAACGGCGGCGAGGCGGGACCCAGAAACGGUGAUCGUCAACAAGUUCCCUGAUCGUGCUUACAACAGAAUCCGAUACACUCUGGUCUCCUACGUCGUGGCGCUCGACAGCACCGGAACCGCCAUUUACAGCCCCCUGCGGCAGACGGUGGUGGCGAUGGCGGAGGCCGCCUACGCGGCGAUAAACCUCGAGCAGCAUUCCGGUACCCACCCUCGGCUUGGCGUGGUGGACGAGAUCGUUUUCCAUCCCUUGGGUCGAGCCUCGCUCGAUGAAGCCGCUUGCCUUUCCAAGGGUCUCGCCGCCGACAUCGCCGCCCGAUUUCAGGUGCCUGUGUUUCUGUUUGGUGCUGCACAUCCAACGGGGAAAGCCUUGGAUACCAUAAGGAGGGAGCUGGGCUACUACAGGCCCAAUUUCACAGGCAGCCAAUGGGCCGGCUGGACGAUGCCCGAAACUCUAUCGGAGAAUCCCGACGAAGGCCCGGCCCACGUGUCUCGAACCCGAGGCAUCGCGAUGAUCGGAGCCAGGCAGUGGGUCGGGUUGUACAACAUUCCGAUCGUGAGCACCGACGUGUCUGCUGCUCGGAAGAUCGCCCGGAUGGUGAGCGCUCGUGGCGGUGGGCUGCCUACGGUGCAGACGUUGGGCCUGGUUCACGGCGAGGAUUCGACCGAGAUCGCCUGCAUGCUGCUGGAGCCCAACCAGAUCGGAGCGGACCAGGUUCAGAACCGGGUUGAAAUGCUUGCGGCGGAGCAAGGGUUUGAUGUGGAGAAGGGAUACUUCACUGAUUUUUCACCUGAGAUGAUUGUUGAGAAGUACACCAAUUUGAUUUCUGGGAACAGGGAUUGAUGCGACUGGUUAGGCUUUGAACGUCUCAAAUGUAAUAAUAUAUCUUAACCACUAAAUGUGAAGGCUGUAAUUUUGUAAAUGAAAAAGUGGAAACCAAAACCACUUUGUCAGCAUUUUUCAUUUCCCAGAUGUAGAGUUUGCAUUGACAGAGAGGUCGGAUCAGGGGAAAAAUUGAACACUCUGCCUCUUAACAUCAGCCACCGUGGCUGAUCCAGAAAUUUUACAUAGGGGUGUCCUCUUUUAAAAAAUAAAUUAAAUACAGAUAAUUCU
Messenger RNA from Linum trigynum, 1713 nucleotides. The record is from the annotation of a GenBank genome assembly. NCBI's taxonomy places the organism in Eukaryota, Viridiplantae, Streptophyta, Magnoliopsida, Malpighiales, Linaceae.